Molecule: messenger RNA, 570 nt
Organism: Tripterygium wilfordii
Lineage: Eukaryota; Viridiplantae; Streptophyta; Magnoliopsida; Celastrales; Celastraceae
Exons: 1
Coding region: 1-570 (189 amino acids)
Source: RefSeq, a predicted model, not a curated record
AUGGCUGGUUCCCAUAAUGACAUUACUGUAUUACGACACUCUCAUAUUUUCAACGAUUUCAUAAGAGGUCGCAUGCCAAAUGUACCAUUCAUUGUCAAUGGGUCCGUUUACCUCAGGCCCUAUUAUCUGACGGAUGGAAUUUAUCCGCGAUAUGCUGCACUAAUGCAGUCAAUCCCUCAUCCAUACACACCUGUGGAACAAGUAUUUGCAAGAACACAUGAGAGUGUUCGAAAGGAUGUCGAGCGUGCCUUUGACAUUCUACAAGCUAAAUGGGGCAUCACAAAGGGACCAAUUCGUUACUACAAGACUUCUGAGCUUAAAAAAAUUAUGCUUACAUGCAUCAUUCUACAUAACAUGAUUAUUGACGAUGAGAGGCAUAUUGAUAUCGAUCCAUGGAUGCCUCUGUCCGAUGAGGUUGUAUCCGCCAUUGACACCAUUACAACCCCAGAGGUUCUUGCACAAUACAUUCACUCACGUAUGGAACAGAUACGUGAUGACCAGAUCAAUGCAAGUCUGAAAAUGGAUUUGAUGGCUUAUAUAUGGAGUUUACAUGGCAACCUUCAAAUAUAA